Linum tenue is the source of this 1037-nucleotide messenger RNA. The record is from the annotation of a GenBank genome assembly. NCBI's taxonomy places the organism in Eukaryota, Viridiplantae, Streptophyta, Magnoliopsida, Malpighiales, Linaceae.
AUGACUGGUUGGCAACAUUUGAUCCACAACGUUUUGGGGGUGCGUGUGCCAGUCAAGGGAAGCGUUGAUGCGACAGAUCGCUUAGCACCAUUGAGGACCAACCAAGUAUCAAUCACUUGGUUGACGAAGUGGAUCAAGAACUUGCACGACCCAACAAAAGGCGGGGUGCCCCUGACCAAGGAAAGUCCAGAGGCGGUGAAGGAAAGAUAUGCUCGUGUGUAUCUCAUAGGCAUGAUCGGAGGAGUGUUCUUCCCCAAGAAAGCCAACAAUUUAAUUAGUUGUGGAUGGCUUAAGAUCCUCCUUGAUAGAUGCCUCCGUCAGUUUGGUCGGGAGCAAUGCAUUCCUCUAGAGGUCCCUGAGAGUCAAAAGGCGUUUCACCACCGAGAUGGUCGUCAAGGUGCUGAAGAUUGGCCUUUGAAGUUGAAGAAAUUCAUCACCAUGUGGGAUAACCGACAAGAUUUUGAGAUUGUCACUCCAACAACAGUGCGUCGAAUGGGGUAUCAUGACCCAUACAUGGAUAUUUAUCGACAACAGUCGGUAAGGUAUGUGACUCCGGAGGGUGCGGCUGAUGGUGCACUGGUGGACGGUUUGGAAAUUGCGAAGAACAUUGUAGAGAGUGCAAACUUCAUUGAUGCUGCUAAUACCUCUUUUUUGCGGAAGCACUUUAAAAACCUCUUGUACUACCAACAAUAUCAAACUCCAUUAGAAUCAGUUCGCCCAUCGAGUGACGUCCUCACUCCACCUCCAAUGUGGACUCCUAUGGUAACUCAAGUUAAGAGGCAUCUGCGAGCUGGCCGACAAGAAGGACGAGGAAGAGGGCAACAAGGAGUACGAGGAAGAGGGCGACAAGGAGAAGACAAUGAGGAAGGACAAUGAGAAUGAUUAUGUCUAUCGUUAAUAUGUUUCUUCUUCUAUUUGUAUGUUUAAUAUCAAGUUUAAGUCUUAGGGGUCGUUUGGAUCAAUAUAGAAAUGAGUCAAUUUGAUCAAUUGUCUCGUUUUAUAAACGAGACAAUUAAAACAAGUCAAUUCGAAUUACC